Molecule: messenger RNA, 1081 nt
Organism: Plodia interpunctella (Indianmeal moth)
Lineage: Eukaryota; Metazoa; Arthropoda; Insecta; Lepidoptera; Pyralidae
Exons: 4
Coding region: 125-1060 (311 amino acids)
Molecular function (GO): O-methyltransferase activity
Source: RefSeq, a predicted model, not a curated record
GUGGGUACCCCACCUACCUACACACACAUCUUUGAAAAGUCGAAGUCAAGUCAGUUGUUGAAAAGUUAAUUUAUAAAAAAAGUAAUUCAUUACGUACUUUGUUGCGGUUCUGUUUAUUUACAUAAUGUCUGAAGAUAAUAUUAUAAGCGUAAAAUGCCGAUUGUUAGAAUUAUUUUCUACAUUAGAUAAUGAAGAAGUAGCUCACGUUGAAAAGUGGAUUUGUAGUCAUGCAUUUAAGAAAGACUUAGAAAUUAAGAAAUCACUGACAAAUUCAGAAAAAAGUUUAGUAAAGAUUGGAAAAACCAUAAAAAAGCUAAUUCCUUUCAAUGCCGAGCUUCCUUCAGAAACCAUAGCACCACCAACUGUUGGAGACCAAGCAGAUGUGACAAAAGAGAGUUCAUGCCAUAUAGAUGAGUUCCUGUAUGACGAUAAUGAAGUAGAGGAUCUAACUAAACAAGGGAAACUUAAACGCUUUUAUUGUUUGGAUUGUAAUUCUAGGAAUAUUAAGGAACUCACACUACUGUCACACUCAACCUCUAGGCGAGCACUGCAGUGUAUAUUUAAGUUUCUUCUACCAAAAGAUAUAGAGGAUAAACAAAUAUUAGAUGUGGGUUCAAGAUUAGGAGCAGUUUUAUAUGGUGCAUACUACUUAUCAAAUGUUGGCAGUAUUGUUGGUGUGGAAAUGAAUAAGGAAUGCUGUGAGCUUCAAGAAAGAAUAAUUGGGCAAUAUUCAAUGGAUGCUGAUAGAAUUAAAGUGAUCCAUUCUGAUAUACUUGACCGAAGUGACAUAGUCCAUAAUUCUGACAUAAUUGUAGUCAAUACAUUGGACCACUUCUUAGAUGCCGACAAACAUAAACAAAUAUGGUAUUUCUUCAAGAAACAUAUCAAAAAGGGAAGUUAUUUAAUCACAAGCAGAAGUAUGGCAGAUACACUGUCCGGUCUAGAAAUUUUUGAUGAACUAAUUAGUUGGAUAACAAUCUGUAGGCCAAAUCAGAUGGAGAAUGAAGUGUUUUUUGCUCCUGAAGAUUGUGAUGAAAUAUUUUUGUACACAGUGAAUUAAAGACUAUUUAACAGUAAUUUA